GGGGAGCGCUCAGGAGGGGCGUGAGCCAAGCUGGAGUUUAUCACAAUCUCUGGAGACUGAUGAACAGGGGGGACGAGGAGGAGGGCGUUAGAGGGGUCCCACACACACACACACACACACACACACACACAUACACACGGGUAGCCGCACUCUUCACACACUGUGGGGGAAGAGAUAUAAAAGGGCUCCCAGGGAGAAAGAGCGCUCAGGCAAGCGUCUGAGCGCCCGUCCUGCUCAUUUCCACACUGCUGUGCGUCACUGAAUGUGUUUACACGAGUGUGUGCGUGCAUGAGAAAGUGCACGAGUAUCAGAGGGAAGCGUCCACUCUCUACCACAAAGGAUUAAACUUUGACAGGUUUUUUUUUUUUUUUUACCCCUGAAGAUAAAAGGAGUAAUGUUUGACUGGAUGGGGGGAGUUGAAGAGCUGCUGAAGCCUGGCUGUUCUUGAACCUGAGAACGUGUUUGAUUUUGGGCUUUUUGGUUGAGUUGUUUACUCCUCUCCCUCUGAGUACUUUAUACUUCCAAGUCAAGAGGUGACUGGGACUGCUUGCAGAGGAAUUUCAACAGAAGCAGAAAUUUUAUCCCUCAGAGCUGCCACUCGUAUUUUAAUCUCUUUUUGAUCACUCGAUUGAUGCACUGAGGCAGAAUGGAUGCCUCAUUUCUAUCAGAUAUAGACUAUAAUCAUUCUUACGUGGAUGAGCAUUUUUACUUUGAGGACAAUAUUGAUGGUUUUGGCAUCACCAUGGCCAUUCUCUACCUCGUGGUUUGCAUCCUGGGACUAGCUGGGAACUCCCUCGUCAUCGUCGCCAUUUUGAAAUUAGACAAAAUGUCAUCUUCCACAACCGUGUACAUCUUCAACCUGGCCCUGGCUGAUGGACUCUUCAUGGUUGGUCUGCCUUUCAUAGCGAGUCAGAACUUCCAGAACCACUGGAUGUUUGGCGACAUGGCAUGCAAAGUGGUAAUGGUGCUGGACGGCAUCAACCAGUUCACCAGUGUCUUCUGUCUGACGGUGAUGAGCAUCGACCGCUACAUGGCUGUGGCCGACCCACUUCGAUUUGCACGUUGGCGAACGCCACGCUGCGCCAAGAUCGUCUCGUCAUUCCUGUGGGUGUUCUCCCUCCUCACCAUUCUCCCCAUGGCGCUUCACUUCUCAGCCAAUCAAGGCCUAUGUAUACCAGAUUUUGUCUCGAAUGCCUGGUGGCUUGGCGUCCUCUCUUACACCUUUGUCAUGGGGUUUGCUUUGCCAUUCAUGCUGAUGACUGUAUCCUACGCUGCGCUGCUGCUUACCCUGCGGUCCCAGCGACUCCAGACCCCAACACCGAGCCAAGAGAGCCACCGGCUGGAGCAGCAGGUCACCAAGAUGGUCGUGGCGGUGGUGGUUGUGUUUGGCAUGUGCUGGCUGCCGUUUUACACCUUCAACUUCUGCUCCUUGUAUCAAAGUGGUCUGGUCCUCACUUUCGCCAGAGCUUUUGAGUUUGUGGUCCUGCUGUCGUACUCGUGGAGCUGCGCUAACCCCAUCCUCUACGCCUGCCUCUCCGACACCUUCAGGAGGUACUUCCGCACCCUCCUCUGCCCCGCUGAGAAAUCAUCUCCCAGCAUGCAAUGCAACACUGAACGGUAUGACGUAAAUGACACAGGUGUGCGGGAUGUCACUGUUCUGGCAUAGAGACUGACUCACCAUUUAUUUCCAUUUUGUGUCAUGAUGCACUGCAAGAUAUUUUCAACUUACUUACUCAUUUGAUUGUGAUUAAUCCUAAUUUGUGUUUUCAUUUUCUCUACUUAACUGAGAAACUGCUCAACAUCCAUCAUUUCCCUCCAAGAAUGAAAUUGCGCAUAUUUCCUUUCCUUUGCUUUCUUCUUGACUGGACAUUGAGUUGUGUAUUUACAAGGCAUGCAUUUUGUUCAUCGCUGUCUCAAAUUGAUCAGGUGUCUUUGGAGAUUGGGGUUUUCAGCACACUUUUGUUGAUCACACACUGCCCAGCAGAAAAGUUUACCCUGUCCUUCCUGUGGAAAUCAAACUGUUGCUUUCAUAAUGUCUGAUUCCUUUCUCAGGCAACAUUUCUUAAAAAAGAAGGAAAAUGCUCAUCAAACUGUAUGAUCCAAUUGGACUUUGAUGAUUUACACAACUCUCUUUUGUGGAUUGAUGUCUUGAUUGAGUACAGGCCCUCCUCCUGCUCUCUCUGACUCAUACCUGUUGAUGAGGUGACCUUCUCUCCUGCAUCUCCUCAUACUGCUUUUCAGCAGAACUAAUGAAAGGAGGCACAAGAGGCUUGGUGGAGUGUAAACAGAAUAGCACUGGUCGCAUACCUUUGACCGAAAACCAGCAUGCAAAGACGCUCACUGACAAGCUCCUUGACUCCCACAGCUGGAUUAUGUUCUAGUGGCUCUAAGUGUAGGAGAGCAUCAGAUGUGUGUAUUUGUGCCUGGGUGGCUAUGCACCUGUACAUACGCUUGUGAGGAGCCUUGUGUGACUUACUAAAGAAGAUAUUCAAAAGACACUUGUUCCUGUAAUAUGAAGGAGAAAAAAAAACAGCACUUGUCCUCUGCUACAGAGUGUAUAUAUAGCUGCAAAAUGGAUACUAGCACUUCAGCUUAGAAUUUUGUGCAGUCAGCCAAAAGCCUUGUAUCUUCAAAAUGUCAGCAGAUGAGAAAAUUUAAAAAGCUGUCUUGGGUUUAGUUUGAUGGAUUUCACUUCAAAGGCAUCCAUAAAGUCACACAGAGUGUAUUAUAACUGAAGAAGUGAUUUCUAUAUAAUAGCAGUUGCAUGUAUCUUUUGCUUAACUUUCAUAAAGGCCCCUUUCUCAGUGGAAUUAAUAUACAUCCUGGUUGGCAGGACGUGAAUAACAGACAGCAAAAACACAGAACUGUCAGAACAGAUGUUUGCUAUCAACUAUCAGUUAUGUAAAUAUGUAUAAAUGAGAAAAUGAUGUCUGUGACAAUCUGAAUUGUGUUGAGAGAAAGAUAAAUCUGAUAUUAGAAUAUGAGUGUCUCAUUUUAAAACAUUUUAAUCGACUUACACCACAUCCAAACACAAAAACAUAUGUUUUGGAAAGCAAAUGAUGUUACUGAGGCUGUGAAUUAAGACGUGUUGUUGGGCCAUGAUAUUACACAUUAUUUCAUAUUGAUUAUUACUAUUUUACCAUAGCUUCUCUGCUCUGUAUCCUGUAAAUGCAUUUCUUAGAUGUUAUUGCUAUAUAUUUUGUAAAUGAAUAAUUUGUCUUACAUUUUAUGCUUAGUUCUGUUUUGUACCAUAUCUCAGUGCAAAUAAAUGAGUCGCAGCCCUGUUUUAUCA
Molecule: messenger RNA, 3292 nt
Organism: Lates calcarifer (barramundi perch)
Lineage: Eukaryota; Metazoa; Chordata; Actinopteri; Centropomidae
Product: somatostatin receptor type 2
Biological process (GO): neuropeptide signaling pathway; cellular response to glucocorticoid stimulus; regulation of insulin secretion
Cellular component (GO): neuron projection; membrane
Molecular function (GO): neuropeptide binding; somatostatin receptor activity
Source: RefSeq, a predicted model, not a curated record